Olea europaea var. sylvestris is the source of this 814-nucleotide messenger RNA. RefSeq names its product oleosin 18.2 kDa-like. The record is from RefSeq and is a predicted model, not a curated record. Gene Ontology annotation, cellular component: membrane; monolayer-surrounded lipid storage body. Gene Ontology annotation, biological process: response to freezing; lipid storage; seed oilbody biogenesis. The coding region runs from base 66 to 566 and encodes 166 amino acids. Lineage: Eukaryota; Viridiplantae; Streptophyta; Magnoliopsida; Lamiales; Oleaceae. The transcript has a single exon.
CUUUCUCUCUUCUUCCUCUCUCAUACAAACCACACAAUCAAUUUCUUCACUCCGCUACUAUUUUCAUGGCGGAUCGUGAUCGUCCACAGCCCCACCAAGUCCAAGUUCACACUCAGUCACGCUACGAUCAAGGCGGCGGGAUGAAGUUUCCACAAAAGGGUCCAUCAACUAGCCAAGUUUUGGCAGUCGUCACUCUCCUCCCUGUCGGUGGAACCCUACUGGCACUAGCCGGACUGACCCUUGUUGGAAGCCUUAUUGGCCUUGCUGUGACCACCCCUCUAUUCAUCAUCUUCAGUCCGGUUCUCGUUCCAGCCGCAAUUCUCAUUGGCCUUGCUGUCACUGCUUUCCUUACUUCCGGUGCCUUUGGGUUAACCGGGCUGUCGUCACUUUCUUGGGUUGUGAAUUCGUUGAGGCAGGUUACUGGGGCCAUGCAGGAGCAGCUGGAUUACGCGAAGAGGCAGAUGGCAGAUACGGCCACGCAUGUUGGGCAGAAAACGAAGGAGACUGGGCAGGUGAUACAGCCAAAAGCACAGGAAAGUAGAGAAAGUAGUGGUGGUAGAACUUGAAGAUGGAUGAUGGUACAUUAUUAAGAUCCAGGUUCCAUGGCUCGAAUAAAUGCUUGUUGCUGUUUUCAUAAGUUUCUCUUUUUUUUUUUUUUUUUUUUUUUAGUGUGUGUAUGUGUGCGCGCACGCUGUGUGUGUUUAAUCUGUUGCUUGCUUACUGUGGAAUGUAAUGGAGAAACGUUUGUAAAAUGCAAGCUGGGUUUAACCUUGCUCAUCUUUCAUAAUUCAGACAAUUACUUCAUUUUUAUCAA